Molecule: messenger RNA, 5102 nt
Organism: Leptidea sinapis
Lineage: Eukaryota; Metazoa; Arthropoda; Insecta; Lepidoptera; Pieridae
Gene: Dek
Product: protein DEK
Exons: 17
Coding region: 102-2012 (636 amino acids)
Biological process (GO): chromatin organization; regulation of double-strand break repair
Cellular component (GO): nucleus
Molecular function (GO): DNA binding; histone binding
Source: RefSeq, a predicted model, not a curated record
CUAUAGGCAUAAAUUUUUGCUCUGGCAAUACCAGUGCUUGCAUUUGUGUUGUCUGAGUUUGAAGACGCUUGGAAUUUGCUUUCAAUUUCUUCGUAGGAAAAAUGUCGGGUGAUACCGAUAAAGCAAAAAUCAGUGAUAAUCAGGAUGAAGACAAAAAGUCAGUGGCAGAUGACGGCCAUACAACAGAAGAUGAGUCAUCCCAGGAUUCAAAGGGUGAGUUGGUGUCAGAGGCCCACGGUGAGCCAGGUAACGCGAUAGUAGAUCAACCAAACCAUGAGGAGCCCCCACCAGGAGAUUCGAAAACGACUGCGAAUGGCAAGGAUGAUCCCGGUGAUGACUCGAAGGACGGCAAGGAUUCAAAGGAGGAUGGAGAACUGAAAAAGGAGGAAAAUGGGGAGAGUCCUGAUGAGAAUGACAAAGGAGAUGUGAAGGAGAACGACAAGGCAAGCAAGGCUGCAGCCAAGAAGAAACCCAAGAAGGAGGAUACAGAGGAAGAAGACGAGGAAGACGAAGAGAUGGAAGAAGAAGAGGAGGAGGAGGAGGGCGAAGAGGGUGACGAGGAGGAAGAGAAGGAGAAGGCGAAGAAACCGAAAGAGAAAGCUAAGAAACCUCAGAAGAAAGCGAAGGAAGGUGAGGAAGAUGGAGAAGAUGACGAGGAAGGUGAAGAGGAAGGCGAAGAGGAGGAGGAGGAAGAAGAAGAGGAGGAGGCGCCUAAACCUAAACCUAGGAAAGAGCCAAUGGAGCCUCCGGUGCCAAUACCAGCCGGCAAGGGAAUACCACUUGGUCACAUCAGUAAUGUUGAGGUGUCACUGUCCAGAUUCAAGACACAAGAUCAGAAGCUGCUGCAUCAGUAUUUAUAUGGACAACUGUGCAUGGACCGCAACGUAAAGAGGAAUAUCAAGAAGUUCAAGGGGUACGAGUGGUCUAUUGGCUCGUCAGACUACAAGGCUAAGUUGGAAGAGACCGGCAAAUUGGAGCCCAAGCAGCUCAGGACCAUGUGCGAGAUGCUGGACCUCGAUAAGAAAGGCUCCCCGUCGGAGCUGGCCAGCCGGCUCGUGGGCUUCCUGCAGCAGCCCGCGGCCAACUCGCCGCACGCCCGCGGACACGCGCGCGCGGCCCCCGCCGCACACACGGCGGGCGGCCGGCCGCGACGGUCGGCCGCCGUCAAGAUACACAACAGAGGCUACUCUGACGAGGAAUAUGAAUCAGACUCGGAGACUAAAGUGAAAGGCCCCAAACUGCCAAAGGGCGAAGGCUCAGAAGAUUCCGAUGGCUCUUUCAACCCUAGCGGCUCUGAAGCGGACUCUGACUUCGAUCCGGAAGGAGGUGAAGGAGUGGCUGGUGUCGCGCGGAAGCGGAAGUCCAGCGGAGGAGGCCGCCGUCGCUCUGCGGGUCGCCCGGCCAAGAAAGGAAAGAAGGGGAAGGGGAAGAAAGCCAGCGUCAAGCCCAGCAGAGGACGCGGGCGUAGGGCCAAGUCCGACAGCGAGGAGGAGAGUGAAAAAUCAGAGAGCGAGAGUGACGCAGGGGGAGAGUCUGGUAGCGAGGGGGCCGAGUCUGAUGAGCCGAAAUCGAAGCGGGGACGUCCCUCGGCCACGGCCGUAGCUAAGGGUCGCAAGCCCGUCGCCAAGGCUCCCGUCAAGGCCACACCGGUGAAGCGGAAACCACCAUCUCCCCCGGCCAAGAAGAAGGCUGCCAAGCCAGGUCGUCCGGCAAAGAAGGGCAAGAAGGCUUCCUCCGAGGAGUCCGGAGAGGGAAGCGAGGAGGAGGAGGAGGCGGUGGGGAGUGACGAGGAGGAGAGCGGGGAGGAGUCCGACACACCCGCCGAUAAGAAGGCCAGGAGACCGCCCACGGACGAAGAGAUCAAGAAGUAUGUGAAGCAGAUUCUUGAGGGUGCCAACCUGGAGCAGAUCACAAUGAAGACAGUGUGCAAGCAGGUGUACAGCCACUACCCAGACUUCGAUCUCGCGCACAAGAAGGACUUCAUCAAGGCGACGGUCAAGUCGUGUAUUUAAGAUGUUAAGAGUUAAGGUCGAAGAUUAGUCUACGUAGAAUAACUAUAUAGCUUAUAAAGGACAUAUUAUUAUAAUAAUAAUAUAUUAUGAGAAUAUAAUUUUUUAAUUAUACACGAAAACAAAUGGAAUGGAUAUACGCCCGUUUUUAUUUAAGCUCAUAUCAUCGUGAGCGGCGCAACUCGGUCGCAGCUCUAGACUAAGAUAGUGUAAAGGACCGCACCGACAGCAGGCGACACCACACGGACUUGCUACACUCCGACUGUUAUACAGACAGAUUGACAGACAUUAUGAGAUAGUCGAUUUAAUUCGAGGACACUUCACUUCGCUGUGAACAUUGGCAACAAAAUUUAAAAUAUUGCCCUACAUUUAAUGUUAAAUACAUACAAGAGUGGUGGGUUAUAUUAUACAAAAGACCAGGAAUCGCUGGUUGAGCCUCAUGUGUCUGUAUGAAGUUCUUAAGUUUUAAUACUGGCACCACUUUAAAACAGCUAAUAUCAUCAUCGCUAAGCAAAUCUCACAAAGCACAAAAAGAGUUAGAAGAUCAACAGAUUUUGUUGUGACACAAACUUCUAAUAAUCCGAUGAUGAUACAAACACCAAUAGAUAUGAAAGAAGUAAAUAAAAUAUAUACAAUUUAAAAUUAUAUUGCAUAGCCUGCAGUGCUAAGCUUAUUAUAUUAAGCUGUAUAAUAGUUUUAUUUCUGUUCAUGUUAUGAAAUGAUAAAGAAAAGUGUUACUCGAGAUAUGAUCAAAUGGAAUAAAAUUUCAGUCAGUUUCUAACUUUCGGAGUGUAGCAGUUAUGAAUUAGAUGGCGCGGCGUGUUUUUUGUAAUAUUAUUUAGUAGUCGUGAAGCCGGUUUAGUGUUAAGCGAUAUAGAUGUAAGGUAUGUUUAGUGUAACUUGUUUUAUUUUGUAUUUUCUUUGUUAUUGAGCUGUGAUGGCCCUGAUGUUGUGACCUUCGCACACGAGACCUUCUCUUACAUGACGUUCGGCGAUUAUUUGAGGGUAGAUUAAAAAUUAUUUAUCUUGAAAAAAUGACUAGCUUCGUGUAUUAACAAUGUUGUAUAUCUGAUUUAAAAUCAUACUUUCUCAAUUUGUAUAUACCCUCGCUAUCCAUCCUUGACCUUGAGAAUCCUUGCACGAUGGUAUCUUGAUUAUUUUAAAAAAUACGAAUCUGUUCACUGUGGCCGCGGUAACUAAUGGGGUCGUGAAAUAUAUUUAGAAACCCAGUAUGUUCGCUUGUAAUAGACACUGUUGUCAAUAACUGAUCAUUACCGUUUAAAUUGCACAUUCACCUAAAUUCUACACCAUAAAGAUAUUCGUAACUUACAGGCCUACGUUAUUCUGAUAUUGGCUAAAUUGUGAUGGCCCUUCCGCAAAUCAACAACAUAAAGAAUAGAAUUGACAAUCAUCGAAAACUAAACAAAUUGAUUUAAACUGAAAAUGUUGAGUCUAUGUAUGCAAUAUAAUAAAAAUAUACAAAUAAAAGUAUCCGAAAUAAGUAUUGCUAAGUUCAAUAUAAUAUUUGUUAUUGUGGGGACCAUCCGGAUUGUUUGCUGUCUUUUCAGCACGUUUAGGACCGUAGAAUUAGAGUAUUAAUAGAAAAGGGUUCAUAGCAUUUUGUUAAUUUGAUGACUAAAAUCCUCCGACGCUCCUGGCACACAGUUCAUAAAAUGUCUUCUAUGUCGACAAUAACAUGGCGCUACAUGGUCUUUACAUCUAGAACUGAUCUUGUAAGGCGAGCGAUGACCAUUUUGUGAGUGCGUGCCAUAAGCUUUGGUGAUUAGUAUAUAGAUAUAUCGGAUGUCACAAAAUCGCGGCCAAUCACACGCUAUUAUCUCUCAUAAGUACAUUUAUUUUAUCGGAAAGCAUUGUACAAAUAUUGGUUCGGCCCGCACAGGUCAGAUCUAAAUUAAUACACCCGAGUCGCCUGUGUAUAUUACUGAUAAAUUUCGUAUUGUUAAUUGAUUUUGAUACUUACGGUGUGGAAUGUAAGAUUAUUUUUCUAUAACUAUAUCCUACGCAGUCUUAGUGUAGCGGGAUACUAUUCGUGUAAAAUUCGUAUGUAAGCGUAACGUAAGUAUGUGUAAAUAUUACACGGAACUUUUGGGUAAACGUAAAGUGGGUGAAGUUGACCCUAGCUCUAUGUUUUGUAUUCAAGAGGUCUUUAAGCGAGAGCAAUAGCGUUGCUUCAAGAUACUCCAUAACUUGUAGCCUGACGUCAAAUACAUGUUAUAAUAGGCAUCUGUUAGAGGUGAUAUGGUUCAAUAAAAUCCUUUAAAAGUAUUUAUAUGCUUUGCGAUAUGGCUUAAAAUUGAAAAGCAAACUUUUGACAUACAGAGAUCGGACAGAUAGUCAGAAGCGGGAUCAUUUAUAAAAAAAAUAUUUUUAAAUACUCUGAUACGCUCUUUAUCGCGAAUUAGAAAUUUAUACAUAAUAUUCCAUUCCUGGCUCUUAGUAUAAGGCCGAAAAAAUACAACUCUUAGAUUUUUUUGAAGUAGAAGAUUUUGAAAUUACCCGCAGAACUAUGUUUCGACUUAGGAGACACCUUCAGUGAACAUGUGGAUGACGUAACAUUCUAUAUUACACUUAGGUGCUUUCUUGUUUUCACGCACGUGGCAUGUUUGUUGCUGUCCGUCACUUCUAGAAGUAACGUUGGGCCGUGUCCUGACGUCGAAAAAGUGAUUCUCGCUACUUAGUCUUGGGUUCAAAUAUUAAUUUCUAACUACCCUCAAUAUUAUAUGAUAACGAACAUGAUGAAAUUUUAUUAAAUAUACAUUAAUUUUUAGUAUUUGAAGUCGUACUUUGUAGUACUGUAUAUUUUCUAAUGUUUCUAUGUUACCUUUUGUGUAUUAUUGAAACUGGAAUGUGUUGAUGUUUUUUCGAAUUUUAUUAAUUUCCUCGGGACACGGCCCAACUAUAUCAAUAGUAUAGUUUUAAUCAACAUUAAAUGUGUAUUUGUGAAUUAUACCGUAUUUUGGUUGAUAUUACUUUGUAUUGGUGUACAUGGCUGAUUGUAGUGACACGGAUUGAGAUGAGUGAUUCGUUCCCUUUUACAAUUGGAGUUAUAGAUAAUAAAGCAAAUAAAAAUAA